AUGGAUAUGAGCGCUCUAGGAAUAUCAAUAGCAGCUGAUAUUAAUGAUUUUCGUGGUCCUGCAGUUUCUCAAACUGGAAUACCAACAAACAAAAUCGUCGAACUGCAUGGAAAUUGCAGUUAUGAAGCUUGUGCAAAAUGUGAUUUAAGUUUAUGUAUGGGAACGUCGAUGCGAGUUUCGCCUGCAUGUGAGCUUCCAUCGAUGAAAUCGAAGUCCAGAAACAAGAAGAUGGUUAUCGUUAGUGAGUCAAAUUUCUUUUUCUUUAUCUUUUCUAAUUACCUCUCACCUUUCGAACAAAGACUUACAAAAAACACCUUACGAUGAUCAAUGUGCAUUGAGAAUAUUUGCACGGUGUGAUGAUGUCAUGAAGAUGGUCAUGGAAGAACUGAAUUUAGUGAUUCC
This is a messenger RNA of Adineta ricciae, 402 nucleotides long. Lineage: Eukaryota; Metazoa; Rotifera; Eurotatoria; Adinetida; Adinetidae. The record is from the annotation of a GenBank genome assembly.